Molecule: messenger RNA, 2800 nt
Organism: Neofelis nebulosa (Clouded leopard)
Lineage: Eukaryota; Metazoa; Chordata; Mammalia; Carnivora; Felidae
Gene: LHX2
Product: LIM homeobox 2
Exons: 5
Coding region: 954-2174 (406 amino acids)
Biological process (GO): neuron differentiation; regulation of transcription by RNA polymerase II
Cellular component (GO): nucleus
Molecular function (GO): RNA polymerase II transcription regulatory region sequence-specific DNA binding; DNA-binding transcription factor activity, RNA polymerase II-specific
Source: RefSeq, a predicted model, not a curated record
UCCCUCUCGGGUCUCCCGCCUUCCCGGAGCACGCGCUGCCAGGGCCCGGGGUGCUGGGCGGCCAAUGGCGCGGCGGCAGGACGUGAUGUAAGGCGCGGCUGUAGAAAAGGCGCGGACGCUUGGCUGGCGCGGACUGCAGAGCCGGGGCUGGGCUCGGCGCGCUCUUGGAGAGCAUUGCGCGCGGCUGGGCCCGCGGUCGGCGGCUCCACCUCCCACUCUGCUCCUCCUCCUUUUUCUCCUCCUCCUCCUCCUCCUCCUCCUCCUCCUCCUCCUCCUCCUCCACCACCACCACCACCACCACCACCACCACCACCACCACCACCAUCACCACCACCACCUCCUCCUCCUCCUCUUCCUCCUCCUCUUCAAUUCUCUCGGUGUCUCGGCUCGGCUCGCUGGCUUCGGAGAAACCCGUACUACAGUCGCCGACCCAGCGCCUAAGCGGGUCGCCUAGGGCUGGGGGCACACCCCAGGGAGGGGAGAGGUCCAGGCAGCUGGGCCGCCGCGGGCACCUAGCUGUUCCCGAGUGAGCCCCGACCGCAGCCGUCGCCGCCUCGGGCAGAGUUUGCGCUCCUGCUUUGCGCCCGGGGCGCUGAAGCCGGGCGGGCGAUGCCCGCGGCGUGAAAGCGCCCGCGGCGGGCGCCGACCUCUGCCCUCGGCUUCCCCCUUCCCGCCCCCCACCCCCCCGCCCCUUGCCCUUGUGACCCUGGCUUUGGCGCCGCCGCCCAGGCGCCCCGCGAUGUAGCUGCCCCUGCGCCUCGGCGGGAGGCGUCCUGGCCCGCGGGCGCCCGGGGCCCGGAGCCCGGCCUGGGGGCGCAGCCGAGCUCGGGCGGGGCCGGGGCCGCGGUGGCGAUGCACCGGGCCCGUUAGCGCCGGGAGCGCCAGGCAGCUGAGGCGGGGGGCAAGCCCUCCCGCGGAGGAGCCGCGCCCCCGGCCCCGCCGGUCCCGCCGCGAUGCUGUUCCACAGUCUGUCGGGCCCCGAGGUGCACGGGGUCAUCGACGAGAUGGACCGCAGGGCCAAGAGCGAGGCUCCCGCCAUCAGCUCCGCCAUCGACCGCGGCGACACGGAGACGACCAUGCCGUCCAUCAGCAGUGACCGAGCCGCGCUGUGCGCUGGCUGCGGGGGCAAGAUCUCAGACCGCUACUACCUGCUGGCGGUGGACAAGCAGUGGCACAUGCGCUGCCUCAAGUGCUGCGAGUGCAAGCUCAACCUGGAGUCGGAGCUCACCUGUUUCAGCAAGGAUGGGAGCAUCUACUGCAAGGAAGACUACUACAGGCGGUUCUCUGUGCAGCGCUGCGCCCGCUGCCACCUGGGCAUCUCGGCCUCGGAGAUGGUGAUGCGCGCUCGGGACUUGGUUUAUCACCUCAACUGCUUCACAUGCACCACGUGUAACAAGAUGCUGACCACGGGUGACCACUUCGGCAUGAAGGACAGCCUGGUCUACUGCCGCUUGCACUUCGAAGCGCUGCUGCAGGGCGAGUACCCCGCGCACUUCAACCACGCCGACGUGGCGGCGGCGGCGGCCGCAGCGGCGGCGGCCAAGAGCGCCGGGCUGGGCGCAGCCGGGGCCAAUCCGCUGGGUCUUCCCUACUACAAUGGCGUGGGCACGGUGCAGAAGGGGCGGCCGAGGAAGCGCAAGAGCCCCGGCCCCGGGGCGGAUCUGGCGGCCUACAACGCUGCGCUGAGCUGCAACGAGAACGACGCGGAGCACCUGGACCGCGACCAGCCCUACCCGAGCAGCCAGAAGACAAAGCGCAUGCGCACCUCCUUCAAGCACCACCAGCUUCGGACCAUGAAGUCUUACUUUGCCAUUAACCACAACCCCGACGCCAAGGACUUGAAGCAGCUUGCGCAAAAGACGGGCCUCACCAAACGGGUCCUCCAGGUCUGGUUUCAGAACGCCAGGGCCAAGUUCAGGCGCAACCUCUUACGGCAGGAAAACACGGGUGUGGACAAGUCUACGGAGGCAGCGUUGCAGACCGGGACGCCUUCGGGGCCAGCCUCGGAGCUCUCCAAUGCCUCGCUCAGCCCCUCCAGCACGCCCACCACCCUCACAGACUUGACUAGCCCCGCCCUGCCAACUGUGACGUCAGUCUUAACUUCUGUGCCUGGCAACCUGGAGGGCCAUGAGCCUCACAGCCCCUCACAAACGACUCUCACCAACCUUUUCUAGUGACUCACGCCCUCCCCACCCCUGCCCCCCGCCCCACAAUUUCUUUAAAAAAGAAAUUAUCUUUAGUUGAAUUCCAAGUGUAUUUUAAAAUAGAGGCUUUGAGCAACUAACUAACCACAUUUUAGGAUCUCGCCUGGAAACAGAGGAAGAAAAAAUUGUGCGUCCGGCUAAUGCAGCGGUGUGGAUUGAGGAGUUACUUGGAAAAUCUAUCUGCAACACAACAUUUGUGUCACUGUACAGUUUUGUGGACUGAGCGAGGAAAAACAACAAAUAAUUUAAGUUGGCUAGAGCUUCUGUAUUUUCAAAGACUGCCACGUGCCUUAGGAAUACUGUUUUAUGUCCAUACUUUGGAUGACUUGUUCAUUUUUCUCUCCCUCUUUUUCUCUCUGUAUAUUUAUGACCAGAGCAAAAAUGCAAAAAAAAACAAAAACAAAAACAAAAACAAAAAAAAACAAAAAAAAAAGUUUGUUACUUUGAAUAGUCCUAAAAAAAGAAAAAAAAAAAAAAAAGAAAAAUCAAACCCCCUCCAACGGUCGCUUUGUUGUUUUAGAAUUUUAAGGUGGAAGUCUGUUCGAAUAUCAGAAUUUGUAAAAUCUAACCAGUAAUAAAACCACUUAUUGAAACUA